Molecule: messenger RNA, 1854 nt
Organism: Megalobrama amblycephala (Wuchang bream)
Lineage: Eukaryota; Metazoa; Chordata; Actinopteri; Cypriniformes; Xenocyprididae
Product: neutral cholesterol ester hydrolase 1-like
Exons: 5
Coding region: 109-1341 (410 amino acids)
Cellular component (GO): membrane
Molecular function (GO): carboxylic ester hydrolase activity
Source: RefSeq, a predicted model, not a curated record
UCAUAAUCUCUACUGUGUAAAAUCAGGUGAAGUGUCAUCCACUCCACACUGCAUGACAUUUGUGCAGCGGUCCAUUUUAAUGCUCCUUUAACAUAACGUUAAUUAAUAAUGCGGUCCAUUUUGAUAGGGACGAUUGUCCUGUCAGUAGCAGCUGCUUAUUAUAUUUAUCUGCCUCUGCCCAGCACUAUAUCAGAGCCAUGGAAACUCAUGUUUAUGGAUGCUAUGAUACGUGGCUCGAUGCAUUUGAGUUUUGUCGCUCACGACCUUGGACUGUGUUCCCCGUUCGGUGUUGUAAAAUACUUUUCGUCUUGGGUGGAGGUGAAUAGUCACCAGUCCAGCCCAACCAUCCGGAUCACAGAGGCUUCCUUUGGUGGAGUGGAAGCACAAGUGUUCGAGUCCACUGCUGAAGGGCAGGAGCAGCGUUUGAAAAGAGGGGUGGUCUAUUUCCAUGGAGGUGGAUGGACAGUCGGCAGUACAAAGAUGGAAUCAUAUUACCUUCAGUGCAUGAUGAUGGCUGAAGAGCUGGAUGCAGUUGUGAUAUCUGUCGAGUACAGGCUGGCUCCAGAUGGACGUUUCCCAGAUCAGUAUAAUGAUGUUUUUCAGGCCUCAAAACACAUCCUGACAGCCGAGGUGUUGGGUCAGUACAACAUAGACCCGAAAAGAGUGGCUGUGUCAGGUGACAGCGCUGGAGGGAAUCUUGCCGCUGCUGUGGCGCAACAAAUGGCUUUGGACAGUAGCAUUCCUAUUAAGUUCAAAGUUCAGGCUCUGGUCUACCCUGCACUUCAGGCCCUAGACUUCAACACACCCUCGUACCAGCAGAACGCCCACAUUCCCAUCCUAUACAGACCAGUUGUGGCCCGCUUUUGGCUGGAGUACCUCAACGGCAAUCAGAACCUUGUUCCGGCUUUGCUGGCAAACAACCACACUGCUUUGGAUCAGGGCCAGGAGAUGGCAGCGGCCAGAGCCAAGAUCAACUGGACCAAGCUUCUUCCGGUGGCCUUUCAGAAGAACUAUAAACCAGUGGUUCCGCUUCACGGUGACCCAAAGCUGGUGGAGAAGCUGCCAGGCCUGCUGGAUGUGAGAGCAGCACCUUUACUAGCUGAAACAGAAAUGCUGAAGGCCGUGCCGCCCGCCUACAUCAUGACAUGUGAGCAUGAUGUGCUGAGAGACGACGGACUUAUGUACGCCACACGACUGGAAGAGGCCGGAGUCCACGUCACCGUUGAUCACUAUGAAGAUGGUUUCCAUGGAUGCCUUAGUUUUGCUUUCGGGCCCUUUCGAUUUUCUGUUGGAACACGAAGCCUUGGGAACUACAUCCGUUGGCUGAAGGAGAACCUCUGAAGACACGAUAUAUCUAACCAAGUUGUGAUCCAAAUUUGAAGUUGAUAUCACAAAAAAUGAAGAUUUUGUUUAGACGCUGUACCAAAAAUAUCCACUGGGUGUCACCACUGGGUGUUUUUAUGCAUUCUCCGGUAACAAAUUAAUAGAUUUUUGCCAAGAUUUCACAUCCAUCACAAAACAGUCACCAAAUAUGGAACCUUGAGACUCAGACCUUUCCAACGAUAUGUGUUUUGUCAAGAUUAGAAAAGGUUUUGAUUAUAAUGUAGUUAAAACGAUUUUUGUAUUAUGAAACCUGACACCGCCCACUAGGGGAGGAGCCCGCUAAAAGAAUUAGAGCACCGUUUCCGUGGUAACGUAACGUCCAAUUUCAAAACAGUUUCCACAGGAUGAACUUAUAGUUUGUAAGCUUUCGAAUGAUACGUAAUUUAUAAUGAUUACCAAAAUAUGUGAUAUGAACAAAGGCGUUAAAUAAAAAGAGCGGGACGUGACAAAUGUAAGUGGACUAUAAUGGCC